This is a messenger RNA of Drechmeria coniospora, 1476 nucleotides long. RefSeq names its product PCI/PINT associated module. Gene Ontology annotation, cellular component: COP9 signalosome. The coding region runs from base 1 to 1476 and encodes 491 amino acids. The transcript has 3 exons. The record is from RefSeq and is a predicted model, not a curated record. Lineage: Eukaryota; Fungi; Ascomycota; Sordariomycetes; Hypocreales; Ophiocordycipitaceae. Gene Ontology annotation, biological process: protein deneddylation.
AUGUCGGACGACGAGGAUUUUAUGCAGGAGUCGGACGACGAGCAGUACGACUUUGAGUACGAGGAGGAUGACGACGCCGACAAUGGAGACAUUGACAUUGAAAAUAAAUACUACAACGCCAAGCAGCUGAAGCUGACGGAUCCGAAUGACGCCAUUCUCGAGUUCCUCGGCAUCCCGCCCCUCGAAGGGGAAAGGGGCGAAUGGGGCUUCAAAGGGCUCAAGCAAGCCAUCAAGCUCGAGUUCAAGCAAGGUCGAUACGACGAGGCGGCUGAGCACUAUGCCGAGCUCCUCACGUACGUCAAGUCGGCUGUGACGCGCAACUACUCGGAACAGUCGAUCAACAACAUGCUCGACUUCAUCGAGAAAGGCGCGGGCAACGCCGAGGCGGUCCAGAGCAUCGAAAGGUUCUACUCGCUCACGCUCGAGAGCUUCCAGAGCAGCAACAACGAGCGGCUGUGGCUCAAGACCAACCUAAAGCUCGCCAAGCUUCUGCUCGACCGGAAGGAGUACCUGGCCGUCUCCAAGAAGCUGCGGGACCUGCACCACGCCUGCCACCGCGCCGACGGCUCCGACGACCCGAGCAAGGGCACCUACCUGCUCGAAAUCUACGCACUCGAGAUCCAGAUGCUCGCCGAGACUAAGAGCAACAAGCAGCUCAAGGCGCUCUACCAGCGCGCGCUCAAGGUCAAGUCGGCGGUGCCGCACCCCCGCAUCAUGGGCAUCAUCCGUGAGUGCGGCGGCAAGAUGCACAUGAGCGAGGAGAACUGGAAUGAGGCCCAGAGCGACUUCUUCGAGUCCUUUCGCAACUACGACGAGGCCGGCUCGCUCCAGCGGAUCCAGGUGCUCAAGUAUCUGCUUCUCACGACGAUGCUCAUGAAGUCGGACAUCAACCCCUUCGACUCGCAGGAGACGAAGCCGUACCGGACGGACCCGCGCAUCCUGGCCAUGACGGAGCUCGUCGACGCCUACCAGCGCGACGACGUGCACGCGUACGAAAGGGUGCUGCAAGGGAACCAGGACAUCCUGGCCGACCCGUUCAUCGCCGAGAACAUCGACGAGGUGACGCGCAACAUGCGGACCAAGGGCGUGCUGAAGCUCAUCGCGCCUUAUAGUCGCAUGAAGCUGUGCUGGAUCGCCAAGCAGCUCAAGAUAUCGGAGCCCGAGGCGCAGGACAUUGUCGCCUUCCUCAUCGUCGACGGCAAAAUUGACGGUUCCAUCGACCAGAAGCAGGGGGUUCUCGAGAUGGCAGGCGACGCCGACACGGAGCGCAUCGCCGCCCUCAGCAGCCUGACGCGGUCUAUAGCGGACCUCUACGCCGUCGUUUUCCGGGACGGCGACGGCUUCCGCAACGUCGACCACGCCGUCGACGACAACCCGCUGGAGACGCUGCAGGCGAUAUCGAUGAGGAAGGCGACGCGAAUGCGCGAGGCUGAGCAGCGGGCGAGGAAGUCCAAGGCCAUCCCCGCGUGGGCGUAG